Messenger RNA from Epinephelus moara (kelp grouper), 6138 nucleotides. RefSeq names its product ring finger protein 139 (gene rnf139). Bases 393 to 2501 code for a protein of 702 amino acids. Gene Ontology annotation, cellular component: endomembrane system; endoplasmic reticulum. Gene Ontology annotation, molecular function: ubiquitin protein ligase activity; zinc ion binding. Gene Ontology annotation, biological process: ERAD pathway. The transcript has 6 exons. Lineage: Eukaryota; Metazoa; Chordata; Actinopteri; Perciformes; Serranidae. The record is from RefSeq and is a predicted model, not a curated record.
CGUUACGUCGGAACCAACAGCCUGGUAACUUCUGCGCUCUGCCAAAGGAAGAGGAAAUACCAAAUUUAAAGAUAUCCUGAUAUUUUUGAGGAUACUAGACGAGACAGGACUCCGAGGAGAACUGAGAUGGAAUGACUGGCGGCAGUAACACUGUGGAGGGGAACAACCCGACAUUAAACAGAGGAGGAGGAAGAAGAAGAAGAAGAAGAAGCAACAGGAGGUUGAGAUGGACAGACAUGGCGGCGGACGGUAACAGGUUCCCAGUUAUCAAAUAAACCCCCGGCAAAGCGAAACCGAAGACGAGAGGCGGCUCCCGGGGAGCUUUAACAUAUUUUAAUGUUGCAUGAAUAGCCGGGGCUCCCCAGGACUGUGAGCCCUCCUCUGAAGCCUGCAUGGCGUCCACCCAAGCCCGGCUAGGCCAGCAGGCCUUAGCGGUGCUUGAUGUGGCUCUGCGAGUUCCCUGUAUCUUUAUUAUCGACGCCAUUUUUAACUCUUACUACGACCCUGGUUCGGGAUGGGCCGGGGCGAUGGGGAACGUGCUGGUCAGAGUCAUGGGUGUCCUCAUCUCCAGCAUGGUGCUGCUGCUCUCUCAGAAAGCCUUGUUUAAGUUCUACACCCUCCUCUUUGCUGUUCUCCUCGGCAUGGCCGCAGUCCUCAUCAACUACUACGCCACCUCCCACAUAGACUUCUACAGCGCCUACUACAAAGCGGCAUUGGGGUUCAGACUGCUGCCCAGAAACGGGCCGACGCUGUGGCUGGGCAUGGCCGCUGUCCAGCUUGUUUUUGGUGUCGGCUACGUGUUCCUUCUCAACCUCCAGUCAGUUUUUGCCGCUCUGGUGGUCCUGGACAUCAUGAUCCCUCUGUGGGGGCUGAUGAUUGAGCUGCCUGCGGAUGUCAGGCAGCUGGUGGCGGUGUUCUCGGGUCUGGUGCUGGCUCUCAACACAGCUGUAUGCUUGGCCAUGAGGCUCAAAUGGUUUUACUACUCGUGCCGGUACGUCUACCUGCUCGUACGGCACAUGUACAGGAUGUAUGGGCUUCAGUUGCUGCUAGAGGACACAUGGAAGAGGAUCAGAUUCCCAGAUGUUUUGCGGGUGUUCUGGCUGACCCGGGUUACUGCCCAGGCACUGAUUCUGGUCUACGUGGUGCUUGCGGUGAGGAGGGAAAGCGGGGACGCCACAGGUGGUGCCACCGACGGAAGCUCCAAUUCACAGGGUUACCUGCUGAGCUGGGACGUGUUCUGGGAUCUGACCAGUAACCUGAUCAUCUCUGGCUGUGACUCCACGCUCACUGUCCUGGGGAUGAGCGCUGUUAUCUCCUCUGUCGCACACUACCUCGGCCUCAGCAUCCUGGCCUUCAUAGGUUCCACAGAGGAGGAGGACAAGCGUUUAGGCUUUGUGGCUCCUGUCUUGUUCUUUAUCCUGGCUCUACAGACUGGCCUCAGUAGCCUGGACCCUGAGCAACGCCUGGUCCGCCUGAGCCGGAACAUGUGCCUUCUGCUGACGGCCAUCCUGCACUUCAUCCACGGCAUGACCGACCCUGUCCUGAUGUCCCUAAGCGCCUCCCACAUCUCCUCUUUUCGCCGCCAUUUCCCCGUCUUGCUGGUGUCACUGGCGCUCUUCGUUCUCCCCGUGGUGCUCAGCUACGCCCUCUGGCACCACUACGCCCUCAACACCUGGCUCUUCGCUGUCACUGCCUUCUGCGUCGAGCUCUGCCUCAAGGUGGUGGUGUCACUGACAGUCUAUGGUCUCUUCAUGGCGGAUGGCUUUUCCAAUGUCCUGUGGGAGAAGCUGGACGACUAUGUGUACUAUGUGCGCUCCACAGGCAACAUCAUUGAGUUCCUGUUCGGCGUCAUCAUGUUCGGAAACGGUGCCUACACCAUGAUGUUCGAGUCAGGCAGCAAGAUCCGUGCCUGCAUGAUGUGCCUCCACGCCUACUUCAACAUUUAUCUGCAGGCCAAGAAUGGCUGGAAGACCUUCAUCAACCGCCGCACAGCCGUCAAGAAGAUCAACUCUCUGCCGGAGGUGCGUGGGGACCAGCUGAGGGACAUCGAGGACGUGUGCGCCAUCUGCUACCAGGAAUUCGCCACCUCGGCCCGCAUUACGCCCUGCCACCACUACUUCCAUGCGCUGUGCCUGAGGAAGUGGCUCUACAUCCAGGACACGUGCCCCAUGUGCCACCAGAGAGUCUACGUCGAGGAUGAGAACCGAGACCGAGCUGCCUUUUCUAACAACAAUGGGGGGUACGCAGUGCCGCAGGACGAUGCUGCUGCAGCCCCACCAGCACCAGGAGAACACCAGCACGGACAGCCAGCCGCAGAGCUGCCCAUCGACAGGGUGGUGGCUGACGUCCAGGCUGCAGGAGGAGCCGGAGAGCUCGACAAUGAGCUUCUGGAGGACAACGACAGCAUAGAGUACGACGAAGAUGAGUGGGGGACUCAAAAUGGCAGCACGCCAAUAGAAGAAGACUAUAUCAAUGAUGACACAGACUCUACCGAAGACUGACUGGAAGAGAUCUGUAGAGAAAAUCUACAUAAAUCUUUAUUAUAUUUAAGUUAAAAAUUAAUAAUAAAACACAACAGCAUCUUAAUUUGAAAAAUGUCAGGGAUGUCAUUCUCUUUUCUCUUGUUAGUUUCUUUUUGUUUGAUUUUGGGUUUUACUCUAUAAGGGCUCAUGGAAAUAGUAACUGCUGCUCUCAUUCUGUGUGUGUGUCGAGUGUGUGUGUGCCGGGGCUGCAUGAUGUACACCAAAAAGUCAUUCUGUCAUUUUAAUUUGUUUAAUAGAUUAUUUGAUUAAUUUGAUCCCAGAAUUAUUUGAGAUCCUGAUCCAAAUCUUGCUCUGUGGGCUCAGCUGUCUCCACACGGUUUGUUUCCUGAUGCCUCAAACGUUGACACACAUCAGGAAGUUAAUUUUUUUCUGCACAGCUCAGGUCUGCCUUGUUGAGCAAGCUGCAGAAAAAUGAAAAUAAACAACACUUGAGUCACAACUUUGUUUAGAUUUUGUCACUUGUGCCACCCCAGUGAGUGUUUGUGUGUGUGGAAGGAUAUGUGUUAUAGUGUGUGUGCCUGCCAACAUGUAAUGUUCUUAGAAGAUGUCUUAAAGAUGCAGUUCAUGUUCCCCAGCAGUGUAUUAAAGGGGAAAUGCUGGAGUGUGUUAGUUUAUUAACGACAAAGCUGCAGUGCAUAGAAAUAGAAUGAGUAGAACGGACAAUGAACUGUUGCCACGGCCAUUGGACUUAAAAAUGGCAAUUGUUGUCACGGUGACAACACACAUCAGUGAGGCUGUGAAGUGUGUCACACGUCAAGUCAAGUCUAUUUUGGCAUACUGUUAAGUUUUCAAAUAAGAUGCUAAGUUAGCAGCACAAUUAAAGGUCCAGUGUGUAGGAUUUAGGGAGAUAUAUUGGCAUAUAUUUGAAUAUAAUAUGCAUAAUUAUGUUUUCAUCACUGUAUAAUCACCUGAAGAAUCAUUGGGUUUUUGUUGCCUUAGAAUGAGCCUGAUCAUGGCAGGAUGCCAAUAAAUCCUACACACGGCUCCUUUUAAGCUAGUUUUAGUUCAGUGAAAGAGAGAAACUUGGACAGUUGUAUUUUUCUUUUUAAUAUGUUGAUUUUUUUAUUUGUUUGAUACCAAUGAAGGUAGUGAAGUCUCUGCUCAAACACAUCUCCCAGCUGAAACUACGGGGAGAUAUCGUUAACGCAAAAGUACUUUACAGGGUUACUUUUCUCAGUCGGUAGCGCUAGAUCCAGCAAUGUGCGAUUCCUGUCUAGCUGCAAGGCAACAGAGAUAGUGCACAGGACGCCACUCCACUGCUCGUUUGGUCAUUGCUGUAAAGCCUCCCCUCACUGAGUUUGAAACUUGCUGCAAGUGGGUUUGUUUAUACAGUUUUUGUGGAAGUUAGCCUGCUACAACAGUUGCAGUGGCAAUAGUACACAUAAAAAUGAUCGCCACUCUGACCAUCCUGCUAUGUUGAUUUGAAUGGGAAUGUCCGUUCUACUCUCAUUUUAUUUCUAUGGUAGUGAUUAAACAAGUUCAGGUCUCAAUAUGCAGGUCAGGUUUUGGGAGUUUCUCGAAGGUGUUUAGUUCAAGAACACGUUUUUGUGCGCUUCUGUUUGAUACCUGCUGUCAUUACUUCCUCCAGCUGUUUUUCCCAUAGCGACUGACUGACAGUCUCGGUGUUUUCUUCUUCGUCACGUGUCAGUGGCAUGCUCAAUACUUGCUAUCGAAAUGUUUCUAACUAAACCAGCCUCGACUGCUGUCAGAGUCUGACCUGCAGGUUGAUCACAGCUUGUUGUUUCACACCUCUUCAACACUUUUCUCCUUAACGAACUGAAAGAGUGUGUUUGUGUCUAGAGAGAGAGAGAAUGAAUGAAUGAAGGCAGAAGAGUGAAGCAGUUUUCUAUCAACUCUGCGCCAACCAGAGAAAAACGGAGGUGUGUGUGAUUAAAAAGUGACUUGCUACUGUAAUCACUGAUAUACCUCUGUCAUUACUUACUACUGGUCUCUUGUGUGACCUUGCUUACAUUUGUGUACGUUAUUGUACAUAUAAUAAAACAAACACGUGCACACUUUCUCCCUUAGGAUAAGAUAAAACUUUGUUUUCAGUUACUUUUUUCUUUCAGUAAUGCAAAUUUCCACAUCUCUCCUCAUGUGAAUCAGUAUUUAGUUUGGUUAAAUUCUUGUUUCCAGCCCAGAAAUUGUUGCUUGUAAUAAGCGCGCUGGUAUUCCAAAAAGUAUGUCAGGUAAAGUGAUUAUGUCUCGAUGCUCCUCACAAAAAUACAUAAUGAAAAGGUGCCACUUGUUUUGUCUACCUGCAUUCAUUUGAAAAGGAAAAAGGUACCGCCAUUUGUUUUGUGUCAGUUAUUAGUCAUGUUGUAGGAGCAGAUGUCAUUUUUGUUCUCAGAAGACUCAUCAUAUUCAGUUAAUGCACCUUUUAGUGUCAGAUCACUGGUACAGACGAGAGCUUUCUUAUUCAGUCCAGCUCGGGCAUCAAAUGGUGAUGACUGCAGCUUUGUUAGGGCUCAGACUGUGUUUCUGCUCUCAGGGCCUCUGCAGCACUGGAAGAGUAUUUUUAAUACAUUUAUGAAAUUCAAGGCUUAAAAAAAUCUUAAACUGCAAGAAAAUGUGAAAUUACAUUUUCUGUUAUUUCUGAAUUUGCAGACACUGUCAUGUCACACUCUCUGUGAUAUUUAUCGUUAAGUUUGAGCUACAAGAAGCAGUUCCUCUGUUUUCUAGCAGCAGACAUCCUACUGAACACUAGAGCUGCAACGAAGAGUCAAUUGGAACAAAAUUAAUCACUAGCUAUUUUGAGAAUUGAUAAAUUUGGUCAUUUUUCAAGCAAAAAUGUUGAACAUUUGCUGGUUUCAGCUUUUAAAAUGUGAGAAAUUGCUGUUUAUUUGUCAUUUAUGGGAGUAAAUGAAGUGUCUUUGGUUUUUGGACUGUUGGUUAAACAAGAAAAUCUGAGGCCAUCAUGUUGGGCUCUGGGAAAUUGAGAUGAGCAUUUUUCACAAUUAUUUGACUUGAUACAGAGCAAAUGAGUGAUUGAGUAACUGUGAAAAAUAAUCAGCAGAUUAAUCUUUGUAGGAAAAAAAAAUCAUUAGUUGCAGCUCUACUGAACACUGAUCCAAAAUCUUAAAACUACUGGAACAACAGAGAGACCCAGAAAAUAUUUAGGAGCUGUGUUUUCCCAGUUUUACACAGUACAGAUCCUUCAGUGACCACAGAGGUCUUCAUCGUGAAUUUGUAUUAAACGCUUUCAAGCACAACUCCUGUGAGUAUUACGUUGUUUAGACUUCCACAGCCUGAACAUCUUUAAGGGUUUGACCUCAAACUGGUGUGCAUUACUGUUAUAAUUUCUGCUCACAGGCAAUAAGCUGCAAGGAGUCAUGAAGUUGUUGAUGAUGAGACAGAGAAGGAGUCAAAUCUGAUGAGAAAGCUGUUUGUGCUCUGAAGAACUUUGAUUAUUAGUUUGAUUGUUCUGAAAGCUUUUAAAAAGGUGAAAGCUGUUCAUUUGAACUUUUGUUUUAAAAAGAGAUUUAUGUAAAUAAAAUCAUCUUUGAUAUGAGUUUGGACUGGAUCUCAAAUGAAUUUGAUGAAUUGAAAUUGCCAUGCUAUGAUGUAUUUGCACGAUUAAAAACUGACCUACAGU